Molecule: messenger RNA, 6442 nt
Organism: Lates calcarifer (barramundi perch)
Lineage: Eukaryota; Metazoa; Chordata; Actinopteri; Centropomidae
Gene: nfil3
Product: nuclear factor, interleukin 3 regulated
Exons: 2
Coding region: 2754-4127 (457 amino acids)
Biological process (GO): DNA-templated transcription; regulation of DNA-templated transcription; circadian rhythm
Cellular component (GO): nucleus
Molecular function (GO): DNA-binding transcription factor activity; DNA binding
Source: RefSeq, a predicted model, not a curated record
UCCUGUUAGAGCCUAACUUCUCCCACACAUAUCAGCCUUUUGUUGAAAGAUAUUUGUCUUUAAAUACACGUACGGGGCCGAAUUAACACAGGCCCGUAUUGUUAUUGCCACACAAGCAAAUAUUGCAUAAUGUCUGCAACCAUAGAAAUUGCUGGCAGUCGGAGGCCAGAGGGAGUGUGUGUUGUGUAAUACGGACACAAUGAGGGAAUCUGGGGCAACAGGACGCUGCUGCCAGGCCGUCUCGGUCCGGACCGAGUCCUCCGUCAAUCUGACGGGGCCUGUUGAACCAUCACCCCGGUGUGGUAACAUUACCACCCAUUCUUAUCACGUGUCGUUCAAAUUUAGUCUUGAUGUCAUGUGUUGCCUUGUUAGAAAAGACAAAUGGGAGUGAUUAUCCCCGCGCAACCCCGGUCAUGUUGUGCAAAAUCUCAACAUGUGUAAAACCUCUCACCACUGAUCUAAAAUGGACAAAGAAAACGUGUUUAAAGAAGAGUGGUUACUCGCCUCUGGUUGGUAUUUUACAUGGUAAAAUGAAGCAUGAAAAGUUUCACAGUAGACUACCAAAGAACUAACAUUGGGCUGUUCAAGAUCAUAUUAAAUCUCAUUAAGCCACAUUCUGUAAGUAAGGCAGUAGCCUAUACCUUAGACUACUUGUCAUUUAUUAAUCAUGUUUCUCCCUUGAUCAUUUACCUCUUGUAUGUUGACACACUAGCUGCAAAACGAGGACAGAGACAGGGGAGACCUCUCUUUCUCUGUCGACAUCUUUCUGCUGCAGUCAUAAUUAACAUUAGUUAUGAGGGAGUGUGUUAGGAUGACUGUGUGUAAUGGAGGCCUCGGGUUAUAGGCUAUGUCUUCCUGUGUUUGAACUUCUGCAAGGCCACAUGUUAUGAUUACAGCUGUCUGAGGUCCUUUGUUCUGUUGGAUGUAUGGGAGCUUGGUGGCUCUAAAUACAGGAAGAACGCAGGAGUUUGAAACUUUGUGAAGAAUUAAAUUAACCUCCUCAAAUACAUUAGGGCUGCAGAUUUACUUCAUUAUUGAUUCACCUGUAGGAUUUUCUUGAUUCAUCAAUUCCCCAAUCAUCUCUAAAAAACAAACAUCAUUUCUGCUCUGAAGCACAUAUAUCAGUCACAUGCCUUUUUGACUUUUUGUAUAGGCAUUCAAAUAGGAUAAAGAAAUCAUCAAAGCAUAAACUGAAACAUGAGACUGAACAAAGCAAUAUUCACUAAUUCAGUCUGCACCACAUUACACUUUAUGUCCUUUCAAAAAUGUAUUUUUCUUCUUAAUAUUUUCAGAUUAAUUUUUAGACCUCAACUAAAAACGUUCUUAUGACUUUAAGUAUCUGAUGAAACUGCUUGAUUCAAAAUGGAUUCACGUUACUUUCCUCACAUUCCUCAUUACUUGUUUUUCAUCCAGUAAUCUUUGACACUGAAACACUGAAACUACAGACAGAUACAGCGACACUGAUAUACAACCACACUGACUUUGUGUAUGUGUGUGUGUUUUCAACCCACCCCUCUCCUCCUAGUUACACUCCCCCAGACAUACAGCGUUUCUUUCAUCUGCCUUUCUAAAAAAUAUGGAGGGUAUUCCUGGAUUUUACCUUCUAUAUUGUAAGACAAAUCAGAAUCUACUAUAGAACUUGCUGGAAGUUGCAACUUUUGUGAUAUUAACAAAGUUAAAACACAGUUAGUUUCUUCAAAAGUACCAAGGACACUUAUGUCACUGAAACUUUUUUAGUUAUCAUCUCUGCUUUUGUAAAACAUGUCUUACAUGUCUAAUCUCACUUCAGCCCCUUUCACUACUGACCUAAAAUUGACGAAGAAAAGAAGUCACUGUCAAGCUGCAACAUUUAGUCUGCAAAGGUCAGGGGUUAUGGGAAAUGAUGUUCAUUAAAGGCAGUUGAAAAAGAAAUAUUAAAGAGUGAUACAGGUAUUAGAUUGUUCCUCAAUAAACUGGUGGCCCUAUUUACACAUACAAAGAGAGCAACAUGACAUAUUGUUGACAACAUUCCAUUCCUAGCUGGAUUUUUAGUUAUUAGUGUUGUUACAAAUUGUUGACAGUAGAAUACUUAAUGAGAUUUGCUUAUUCUCAUAAUGAAGCCUGAAAGUUUUUUCACUUUGGCUCUCCAUACCUUUCUUCUUGUCUUUAUUGUAUUUAUGAAGUAUUGCAAGAUAACCCAAAGAAACUGUCAUAAUAAUUUCAUUACAAAUAUUGUUUUAAAACAGAUAACACAAAUCAUGACUCAACAGUUAUCCACAGCUGCAUGCCUACCCCAAGCCAUUCACAUCUUAAAUAAAUGUCCACAGUGACACACAGUACUGUGCAAAAGUUUUAGGCACUUCAGAUGUUUUUACUCUUAUCCUUCAUCAGUACCAUCAGGGAGGUGUCUGAUCAGUCCCAGAUUAAUUCUGCAGCUCAAUGAGUCCAAACACAGUCAGCAUCAUGAACUAUCCUCAGAGACAAGAAGAACAAGGAGUCCUGCAACAGAUGGUCUGACCCCCACAGGGUCCUGAUCUCAACAUCAUGGAGUCAGUCUGAGAUGACAUGAAGAGACAGAAGACACUGAGACAGCCUGAAUCCACAGAGGAACUGAGGCAACGUCUCCAAGAUGCUGGAAAAAAAAACUACCUAAGCACAGAUUUCUUCAACUCAAGUGGAUUAAUUGAAUGUUGCAGUCACUACUGAUGCAUACAAGCAUUAUGGUGUACAGUUAAAGACUUAUCAGCAUAUUGACAGUAGCAAACAGUGGUAAUAUGCAAUCUAUCAAGCAAGAGGUGGACUCCAGUGAGUCCUACAGUGGAGAGGAUGCUUUGGUCCUGGCUGUGGCCUUACAAGGGGCGAACAGAGAUCUGAUAGGUCACAAAAUUUCGGCAGCUCCAUUUAAAGCUAAAACUACCUGUCGCAGGAAAAGGGAGUUUAUCCCAGAGGAGAAGAAAGAUAACCUUUACUGGGAGAGGCGACGUAAAAACAAUGAGGCGGCCAAGCGCUCGAGGGAAAAACGGCGCAUUAACGACAUGGUGCUAGAGAACAAGCUGAUGGCCCUUGGAGAGGAAAAUGCCUCCCUCAAGGCUGAGCUCCUGUCGUUGAAGCUGAAAUUUGGCCUGGUGAGCUCAGCAGCAUAUGCCCAAGAAGCUCAGAAGUUAUCCAGCUCCACCACUGUCAACCUCUACCAGGAGUUUGUUCCAUCCAGUGCUGACCAAGGUUCUUCCAGCAGGGAUCUGGAGCCUCAUCAUGUGCGCAGCAGCUGCAUAUCUGUCAUUAAGCAUUCACCUCACAUGGCCAAGACAUGCACUGCAACUCAGGGUAGCUUCGAUAUCUGCAGGACUGCAGAGAUCAAGCAAGAACCAGCAGAGAAUGGCAGCUAUGCACAGGAGAGGAGUAGUCCCCAUGAGCUCUAUAGGAACUUCAUAUCCAGCCCUUUGUCAGGUGUCUACUCCCAGCCUGCUUCAUUCCUGCAGAUCACCAGGUCAUCCAGUAACUCUCCCAGGAGCUCAGACGAUGGUGCUGUGAGCAAGUCGUCAGAUGGUGAGGAUGAGCAGCAGGUCCCCAAAGGGUUGAUACCAUCUGUAGCUGACCCAAGAAGUGUCAUUGUCUCCACACACAAAGUGCCCGAUGCCAGUUCUUCAGCUUUGCCUCAUAAACUGCGGAUCAAAGCCAGAACCAUCCAAAUCAAAGUGGAGGCCAUUGACCCUGAAUAUGAGUUCUCUGGAAAGUCCUCAUCCCCCGUCAGCAUUACAGAGGGAGGAUGCUACCACCAGACCACUCAGGACUCUGCAGAGUACACACAGUCGCCCCUGUGCCCUUUGUCAGUUCAGGUCACCAACAUGCAAGGCUGGACCCAUCGGUCUGAGCAGUGGCAUAAAAGCAGUACAGAGACCGUGUGGGUGGGCUGCAAGAGUAGCAGGCGAACCCCAAGCCCUGUCUCCAACAAAACCAUUGUGGAUGUAAAAGAACCUUCCUAUGCACAGACAGAUGCUGACUUAUAUAUAAAACCGGACCUUGCCACCCUGUCUGAAGUGGCCUCUUUGAAAAAACUGAUCACAACACAGCAAGGGUCUGUGAUAGAAUCAACCAAAAGCAACACUGAUCAUCAUGAGUCAUUAUCAAAAGGAUGUUCCUCUGAAUAACUUUUGUGUGUUUUGCAUUUCCACUUUAUUUGCUGUUGCUGUGUGGUUGUUAUUAGGUUUGAUUACUGAUAAUGUUUGAUUACUGUAAAUUUUCAAAUAAAAGGUGUUCAAAUAAUGGCUGAGUCUAAAACAAUAGCUGUUGUAAGCACAAAGAAAGGCUGCGUAGUAGAGCUGAGGGGGGUGGAAUGACCUGUAUUUUAAUAGCUUGCAUGGUAAAAUCAGUAUAACGUACAAUACCACAGCACUAAUUUAAUCAGCACAACAGAGCUUUGUCACUCUACUCUCUUUUGCCACUCUUCAGUUUCCCCCCUCUAACACAAAAACUGUUUUCACUUGUCAAUUCUGGCCGCUUCUAUGGUGGUGGUGAUUUCGAAUGAAAGUCAAUACUUCCUGCAAUAUUAAAAGCCCACCAGGAAAGUGGAAGGCUUUUAAUGUGAAAAAUCUGUGCAGGUAGCUUUGAGUUUGAUGUUAGUAACUUGAUCAGGGAUGGAAAAGUGUGAGCCACUGGAAUUAAUAGUGAUUGAAAACAGUGUGUCUGUCAAAAUGAACAGAAAAAACUCUUAGUGAGAGCAGCAUAGUGAUAAGUAUGACAUGAGAUUAAGUUAGUGCAGGAAAUGUUUGCAUCAAAUAUGGUUAGAAACAGGAAAUUAGAAAUGAAGGCCUUUCCCUUUUAUAAAUAUUGUACCUGGCUCUCUGCAGUAGAAGCAGCCUAAAUCAAGGAUUUCCAGUCACUAUUUGAGAAUUUACUGUAAAUUGUUAAUCAGUGAUGUAUGCCACAUUGUGUAGGACACUGUUAUGUGUGAAACAUUUAUUUUACCUUUACCAAAUUAUUCAUGACUGCUAUCACUGGGCUCUAACCAUCAUUAAACACCUACUGUCACUGAACACUGUUGCUUUGAUUUUGUGGAGGUGAAAAGGCUCCCGUUACUAAUAGCUGGCUCCAGCCUGGCCUGCUGCUGUUACCAUUACAUGUUUGGCUGGGGUGCAGUUUUGCCAUUCUUUGCCUUAAAGCUGAAAUCCAUAAUGUUAUUAAUUAAUGUAAUAUGGUUAUUGUAUCCAUUUGUAUGUUGCUGUUGUGACAUAUUUACAGUGGUUGGAGAUGCUUUCCAUACUUUAAAAGACUGUUUGGUGGUGCUUUAUUUUAUAGAUUUCUAAUUUUGUGAAUAAUUUCCCAACAAUUUUAAAGACAUUUCCUGGAAAACUAUGUAAUUUGGGAUGUAUUAUGGGGAAUAUGGAUGUUUAAUUGGCACACUUCUGAUUACAUAAAUUAACUGCUAAUGUAACCUAGAGACCAUUUAGUCAGUGUGCAGCAGGUCAUUGUCUACAGGUAGAUAUAUAACUGAAAACAUAGAGAAUUAAAUUUCCAAUUUCCAAUGAAUGAAUAUAAGUAAAAUAAAAUUUAAUGGGAAAUUUCUUUCACAGACAUUCCUGUUUUUCCUAUAAUUAGUGUCAGAUUACAUCUUCUAAACAGGAAAGUUUCUAGGAAUGCAUUUUAGUUACAAACCCAUGGAACACAGCAUCACUGAUCUCUGUUGUUAAAGGCACUUACCUUCAUCACAUCAGUAAAGAGUACUGUAUUCUUGUACAUGUUGCAGUCAGUGACACUGUCACUGCAUUCCAACAGUAAGCUGAAACAACUUCACAGACACCACACUCUCGACUUUAAUCCAAGUUUAAGGUAACUUUUUAAGAGGCUGUGCUACAUUUACUGGUUCAUUUACAGCCAUCACUGAUGUUAUGUUUUUUUGUAUUUUUGCUGAUUACUUAAACUUUCCAAGCUGAUGGUUAAACUGAGAAUGUGUGUGAUACUGACGGGAGAAUUGUGAUUACCAUCUGAUGGAACUGACAAGAGUGUAAUUGGAAUUUAUAAAGCGCUGAUGUAUAUUGUGUCAUGUUCUCAGCUUGUGGAAAAUUAAUAUUUCUCCAGAGAUUCAGUAUUAUACUCUUACAGUUCUCUUAACUGUAGUGUUACAUGGUAAGGAAUCCAGAACUGUCAGGGUUUCAUCAAAUGGCUUAAUUAUUCAUUUCCUACGGCCAUUUGGGGUGAUUACAUCAUACCUUGUGACCUUCUCUGCAAUCAAUAAAAAAUAGCGACUUUGGUUAUGUUGAUAUGACAUAAAAUAAUGCAACUCAUUUUAAACAAAUGCUGUGUUUAUAGUUAGAGUUUGGAAUAUCUUAUCAGUGAUGAUGAUGAUGAUGAUGAUGAUGAUGAUUUGUCCAGCAGCCUGAAGUCCAGCUAUCUACAUGAGAACACUUUUCAUAAGAUUUAUUGUAACAGUGAAUUUUUGUUUGCAAUAAAUGUCUUGUCCCUGAAU